UCAAGUCACGUCCGUCUUGUUUCUUCCAUCUAAUCUACAAGAAGCUCUCAUUCCAGAAGCAACGAACACACUCCAUCUCUCCUCUCUCAUUUCCCAAACACAUCCGAUCUCUCUCCUUCAUUCCACAGCUCUGUAUUACACCCUCAGAAGCACGCUCGUGUUGUUUGUCUCAUCAACUCUACAGAAGUCUCUCUUCCAAGUGACACACAAACGGUCUUCACUCCUCGUCUCCUGUUGUGUCAGGAAGACUUUGAAUCUCUCACUUCAUCUGGGAACACGCUACAGAAAAAGCGUUCUUCUUUCUAUCUAUUCCCCUGAUUAUCUCCUGUCGGAAAGGUUAAGCAUCUCUGUAAGCAUGUCGUCAUCGUCGAAGAAGGUUACCUUUCGUGAUCCCCUUGAGGAUGCUCCGUUUGAGAGCGCUGGGGCUGAGUACCGCGAUGAUGGUCGUCAUAAUACUAAAGGAGCCACAAGAAGUGGUCAGCCACGCAGCAGAGAUGUCACACACAUUCAGACAUCCUAUUCUUCUCCCCCACAUGACCACAACCUCAGCGAGAGUGAAGAACCCGUCGAGCCGCGCACCAUCUAUGAGGGCGAAUAUCGGACUCCUUUCUCGCAGCGCGUAACGCGACUGCCACACGGCCCAACCCUGAGAAUAGCGUCUGCGGCCGAAGAGAUAAUAAUGGGGACGUCAUCCCUUCAAGCGCUAAAUGAACUCCCCUUGCAUGGAGAGCGCGGGGCGACGUCCCCAGCCGAACACGAUAGUCGCGGCAAUCAUACGACCUUGGAUGAGACCAUCCAUCUCACUCCAACACCCAACGCCCGGAAAGCCUUCAGCCUCCGCGGCAUCAUCCAGAAGGCCCGGGCGGCGCGGAAAAAAAGUCGUAUUGAGGCCACGACUAUCACAGAAAAAGAUCGGGUCCCGGGGACCGCGAGACCGAUCAAAAAAUCGAAAUCGAAAGGCAACAUCGGCGGUGUUGAAAAGACGGCCAUAAAAAGCAUGGCAAAGGCCACAAUCAACUUUAGCAAGCCCAACACACGCAGCCAGAUGACUUCUCUUGGGGCUAUAUCAAACCCGACGCCUUUGCCAACUCCCUCGUUGUUGCAGCAACUAGAGAGGAAGCACAUCGAAAUUGGCCCCAGCCAAGACCUGCCUGCCCCAGCCCGGGGUCGGCAGGCAGUGUCGACACUAGUCAAGGCCGCCAGUUCGGACUCGCUAAGGUGCCAUGUUGGGACAACAUCCUUCAAAAGUCCACACCGCGCGAGUGCCGUGACCGGGCACCGGGACACUCAUACCGCGCCAAUUUCUGCUCCGUCUCGUCCAACGGGACUUCGCAAACCAGAAGGCCACCCAACCAGAGAUGCAUCUGUCCAGACCGAACCACCUGCCCGUGGUUCGGUCUGGACUUGCGAUGCACAAUUCGAUAUUCUCGGUGAGGCCGUUUGCAGAAAGGUCCGACAAGCGGAGACAGCUGCGCAGAGAGACCGGUACCUCCAAAUGGCACUUGAAGUGCAGAAACUCCUCAGCGACUACAAGAGAUCGGGGGAAGCGGUCGAGGAGACUUCCAAGUCGCUCGACGAGAAGAUCGCUCAGAAGGAGUCGAUCGAGGCUGAGCUUCGGGCUCGCUCCUCACAGCUCCGAUCCAUGAUGGAGUUGUAGAUAGUUUCUGUUUUCUGUUGGUCAGCGCUGCCUGUGAACUAAGUGAGGAUAUGUCAAGUUCGGUUUCACUUACCCUUUGUGGUCCUGU
Messenger RNA from Aspergillus sclerotioniger CBS 115572, 1745 nucleotides. RefSeq lists its product as uncharacterized. The record is from RefSeq and is a predicted model, not a curated record. Bases 356 to 1657 code for a protein of 433 amino acids. The transcript is spliced from 3 exons. NCBI's taxonomy places the organism in Eukaryota, Fungi, Ascomycota, Eurotiomycetes, Eurotiales, Aspergillaceae.